Messenger RNA from Centruroides sculpturatus (bark scorpion), 433 nucleotides. Its product is annotated as glutamic acid-rich protein-like. NCBI's taxonomy places the organism in Eukaryota, Metazoa, Arthropoda, Arachnida, Scorpiones, Buthidae. The record is from RefSeq and is a predicted model, not a curated record. The transcript is spliced from 3 exons. Bases 29 to 433 code for a protein of 134 amino acids.
UUUAAAAUACUUUUAUUUAUAGAAAAAUAUGCAAAUGAAGAGUCCUAUUUACUGCAAGCAACCUGUAAAUGAAGAUAUCAACUAUCCAAUACCAUCAUUAUCUACUAUAAAUGAUACGGAAGAAAUAUCUGAGGAUGAUGAUGAAAUACAACAAUCUGAGAAUAAUAGUGAAGAAGAAAUGUAUGAAUAUGAAGAGGAGGCGGAAGAACAAGAGCAACAACCUAUUGAAGAGGAGAAAAUUUAUGAAGAAAAUAUUAAAAAUAAUUCAAAUUUAAAUGAAAGUGAAAUGGUAAAUGAAGCAGUAGCUAUCUGUGAAGAAAUUGAUGAAUUAUUAGAUGAUGCAUUAAGUGACUGUGAGUCCAGCAGUAGUACAGAAUCACUUGUUCCUGUUAAACAGAGUGCCAACCCAGAGUAUGGAAGAAAGUUAAGUUAA